AUGGAAGACUGGAAAAGUAUUGUAACCACUUUGACACACGAUGAAGUCGUCGAAGUGACCAAAUCAUCUCUCUGCACCUUAAUAAGUACCGAUCCCGUGCUCAGCGAUUUGCCUUUAGAUGUCAUAACAGAGGAAAUAUUAUUACUGACUGCAGCGGAACACGGAAAGUGUAUUACAAUAUUCAUUCGUAGGGAGAAUGAACCCCCAUUGAGAGUCAUAGUGCCGCAAAGCGCUACAGUGAGGGCGUUGAAAAAAUCAAUUGCGCGUCAUUUCGAGCUCUCGCAGCAGCGAAACGGGCCUCAGGUGAAGAUCUCUUGGAAAUACAUUUGGAAGACUUACGACCUCUGUUUCGACGGAAUCACAUUAGACGACGAGAACGGUCCCAUCGACAGUUACGGAGUGAGUAAUAAGGAGAGCUUAACGUUCAAAAAGAGAAGUGGGAAAAAUAGAUAG
This is a messenger RNA of Pieris macdunnoughi, 453 nucleotides long. NCBI's taxonomy places the organism in Eukaryota, Metazoa, Arthropoda, Insecta, Lepidoptera, Pieridae. The record is from the annotation of a GenBank genome assembly.